Messenger RNA from Gracilinanus agilis (Agile Gracile Mouse Opossum), 4388 nucleotides. It is a transcript of the gene USP20, whose product is annotated as ubiquitin specific peptidase 20. Gene Ontology annotation, biological process: protein deubiquitination. Bases 97 to 2823 code for a protein of 908 amino acids. The transcript has 25 exons. The record is from RefSeq and is a predicted model, not a curated record. Gene Ontology annotation, molecular function: zinc ion binding; cysteine-type deubiquitinase activity. Lineage: Eukaryota; Metazoa; Chordata; Mammalia; Didelphimorphia; Didelphidae.
AUCAGCUUCUUCCAUAAGAGAUGCAACAGUGAGUCAUCUAUAGGAGAAUGCUUACAGCUGCCCAGUGGAGUCACUUGGAGGUGAACUAGGGCAAGAAUGGGAGAUUCCAGGGAGCUUUGCUCUCACCUUGAUUCUAUAGGUGAGGUCACCAAAGAGGACUUACUACUGAAAUCCAAGGGGACUUGCCAAUCCUGCGGAGCGGGAGGACCGAACCUCUGGGCCUGUCUCCAGGUUGCUUGCCCUUAUGUUGGAUGUGGGGAAUCUUUUGCUGACCAUAGCACCAUUCAUGCACAGGCCAAAAAGCACAACUUGACUGUGAACCUCACCACCUUCCGGGUAUGGUGUUAUGCUUGUGAAAAGGAAGUCUUCUUGGAUCAGAGGUUGUCAGCACACCCACCAUCUCCACCAUCCAAGUUCUCAGAGCAGGAGACUACAUUGCCUUCUCACCCUUUGAAAGCUGUCCCAAUCGCAGUGGCCGAUGAAGGGGAAUCCGAGUCUGAGGAUGAUGACCUGAAACCUCGAGGCCUGACUGGUUUGAAAAACCUUGGGAAUUCCUGCUACAUGAAUGCAGCCCUCCAGGCACUCUCUAACUGUCCCCCUUUGACUCAGUUCUUCUUGGAGUGUGGAGGACUGGUGCGUACUGACAAGAAACCAGCCCUAUGCAAAAGUUAUCAGAAGCUAGUCUCGGAGGUCUGGCACAAGAAGCGGCCAAGCUAUGUGGUGCCCACCAGUCUGUCCCAUGGAAUCAAGUUGGUCAAUCCUAUGUUCCGAGGUUAUGCACAGCAGGACACCCAGGAGUUCCUACGUUGUUUGAUGGACCAGCUCCAUGAAGAGCUCAAGGAGCCAGUGGCAGCUGAUGUGAGGGACUCUGACUCCAGUGACUCAGAAGAGAAGCGGGAGGGCGACCGGAGCCCUUCAGAGGAUGAAUUCCUCUCCUGUGACUCCAGCAGUGAUAGGGGUGAGGGGGAUGGGCAGGGCAGGGGGGUAGGCAUGGGCAACACCCUGGCAGAGACUGAGUUGCUGAUCCAGGAUGAAGCGGGCAGGGGGAUUUCAGAGAAGGAGAGGAUGAAGGACAGAAAAUUCUCCUGGGGCCACCAGCGAACUAGCUCUGAGCAAGUUGAUGAGGACGCAGAUGUUGAUACCAGCAUGACCGCCAUCGAUGAUCGCCCCACCGAAGCCCUCCCCUCUCCACGUUCCACCAGCCCAUGUAGGACACCAGAGCCAGAUAAUGAUGCAUAUAUGCGCUGCUCCUCCCGCCCUUGCAGCCCUGUCCACCACGAGGCACACUCCAAACUGUCGAGCAGCCCGCCUCGCUCUAGCCCUGUGAGAGUGGGACCGUCCUAUGUACUCAAGAAAGCCCAGGUGCAGGCUGCUGGGAAGAAGAAAAAGGAACUUCGGUACCGCAGUGUCAUCUCAGAUAUCUUUGACGGCUCCAUACUCAGCCUGGUGCAGUGCCUCACCUGUGACAGAGUAUCCACCACUGUAGAGACAUUUCAAGACCUGUCGCUACCCAUCCCAGGGAAGGAGGACCUGGCCAAGCUGCACUCGGCCAUCUACCAGAGUGUGCCAGCUAAACCGGGGGCAUGUGGGGAUAGCUACACGUCCCAGGGGUGGAUCGCCUUCAUCAUGGAGUAUAUCCGACGGUUUGUGGUAUCUUGCAUCCCCAGCUGGUUUUGGGGUCCAGUUGUCACCUUGGAAGACUGUCUUGCUGCUUUUUUUGCUGCUGAUGAAUUGAAGGGGGACAAUAUGUAUAGCUGUGAAAGAUGUAAAAAAUUACGAAAUGGAGUGAAAUAUUGUAAAGUUCUUCGGUUACCUGAGAUACUGUGCAUUCACUUGAAACGUUUUCGUCAUGAAGUGAUGUACUCAUUCAAAAUCAAUAGCCACGUCUCCUUCCCCUUGGAAGGUCUUGAUCUACAGCCCUUCCUUGCCAAGGAAUGUGUCUCCCAGAUCACCACCUAUGACCUCUUGUCUGUCAUCUGCCAUCACGGCACAGCAGGCAGUGGGCACUACAUUGCCUACUGUCAGAAUGUAAUAAAUGGCCAGUGGUACGAGUUUGAUGAUCAAUACGUCACAGAGGUCCAUGAGACAGUGGUCCAGAAUGCAGAGGCUUAUGUCCUUUUUUAUAGGAAGAGCAGCGAGGAGGCAGUGAUGGAGCGCCAGCACGUGGUUUCCCUGGCCACCACAAAGGAGCCCGGCUUGCUACAGUUCUACAUCUCCCGCGAGUGGCUCAAUAAGUUCAACACGUUCGCUGAACCAGGGCCCAUUACAAACCACACCUUCCUCUGCGCUCAUGGAGGAAUCCCACCCAAUAAAUACCAUUACAUCGAUGAUCUCGUGGUGAUCCUGCCCCAGAAUGUAUGGGAAUAUCUCUAUAACAGGUUUGGUGGUGGCCCUGCUGUGAAUCAUCUCUACGUGUGCUCAGCCUGCCAGGUUGAGAUAGAAGCCCUGGCCAAGCGAAGGCGGAUUGAGAUCGACACCUUCAUUAAGCUGAAUAAAGCAUUUCAAGCAGAGGAAUCCCCCAGUGUCAUCUAUUGCAUCAGCAUGCAGUGGUUCCGGGAAUGGGAGGCCUUUGUUAAGGGGAAAGACAAUGAGCCCCCUGGACCCAUUGACAACAGCAAGAUAGCACUGAUAAAAGGAGGUGGUCACAUCCAGGUGAAGCAGGGAGCUGAUUAUGGACAGAUUUCAGAGGAGACGUGGACUUAUCUGAACACCCUGUAUGGAGGUGGGCCUGAGAUUGCAAUCCGACAAAGCAUUGCUCAGUUGCAGGAACCAGAGAACCUGCAUGGAGAACAGAAGAUUGAGGCAGAGACCAGGGCUGUGUGAUCUUCAUGGGCCAACUUGUUCCACCAGAUUGACUGUUGCCAGUGGACGAGAGUCUUUGCACCUGAGAAGAAAGAGGCCAAGUGCUUGGGAAAUGAAACGUAUCAAGAGGCAAAAACAUUUUGGUUCACAGUGAGCAGUGCUGCAACUAGGAAAUAUAUUCACUUGCAGGCUUGUUAAGGCUAUCCAGUAACAUUCUUUUUGGCUUGUGUUCUGGUGGCACAUAGGCUAAUGGUAGUUAGUGCCCCUGAACCUUUCUCUUAGGCUAGCUCCUCCAGCACUAGUGACUGCUAGGGUUUGGCACCCCCAGGGCCCAGCCUUGCAGGCUGCUUGUCUGCCACAUUCUCAGGGGAUGAAGGUAGGGGACUGCUCCUUCAAAGGAUUUCCAGUUGUACAUUUGGACCAGCAUCCUCAUGGACUCUUAAGUGUGGACCACAAGAGUAAUGGGAAACUAAACGUAGACCAGAAUCUCUGUUACCUUGCACCCUUCCUCCUCUUCCCCCACCCCUCAGAUACCUUUAGCAGCAUCUUGGUUCAGAUGGAUUAGAAAUGUCUCAUGGUUCAAAAACAGAUGCCCUCCCUGACCUGCAGAAGAGAAAUCCAGGCCAUCCUUCUAUACUUUCCCAACUAACAGACAGACACAAGGAAUUCUUCUGUCCACUUGAGGGGGAACUGAGGAGUCUGAAACAUUCUUUAGAUAUCAGCUGCUCAAGGUCCCAAUUUUGUAAUAAUCCACAUGCUCUAGAGUUGCAAAUAAGAAAGAUGAAAAAGCGUCUGGGCUGUGGCAGACUCUGGAAGCAUCCAUCCACCUGACCACCAUUGAGCAUGGAUGCAUUUGUACUUGCAGAGCAGCUGUGGGGAGGGUUUGGUGUCAGAAAAAAAAGACAUCUCUUCCUGGUUGGCUCAUCUGUUGCUUAAUGCAAAUCCCCAUAAAUGGUAGGAUGAGAGAGCAGAGCCCUCCGGCCCUCCCCCUUGCUCUCAGUUACUUAUUAGCUAUGUAGCCUCAGCAGAGAGAUGGGCCAGACUGCUCCAGCCUGGUUGUGAAACUUACCACUGCCCAUCCUCCUCCCCCGCUCAGAGAAACCCAACCCAACCCAUUGUGGUCUCCCAUUGAGUGCGGCUUGUGCUGGGACCACGCACUUUGCAGACAACACCUCGGUCCCCGUAGGAAGGGGCAGGUGAUUGGCCCAGGGGAGAGAAAAGCCAGAUGCAGAGGAGGGUUGGCAGACUGAAGGGAACAUUAGCCAAAAUUCUAGCAGCUGUGCUGCUCAGAAAACGUAAACCUUUGCACCACGUGUUGGUUUUUUUUGUGAUGUUGUUUCCCUGGAUCCUUUUCCCAAGUGAGGCAGCAUCAUGCAUGUCGAUCAAGAACGAGCCACUGUUGGACCUUGUUGCCGUUGGAUGCUGUCUCUUGUGAACUGCUUCGGCGAGCAGCCAACCUCCCACAGAGCCUCUAGGCCUGCAUGUUCUCGUACGUUGGUGUUGUAUAGAUUCUGAUGUACAGAUUGUAAUAACAUUUCCGUGUUCAGGUUUGUGCUCAGUGUCAUAAUAAAUCCAUGUGCAUUCAU